Messenger RNA from Pyrus x bretschneideri (Chinese white pear), 1520 nucleotides. RefSeq names its product wall-associated receptor kinase-like 8. The record is from RefSeq and is a predicted model, not a curated record. Gene Ontology annotation, molecular function: polysaccharide binding. Lineage: Eukaryota; Viridiplantae; Streptophyta; Magnoliopsida; Rosales; Rosaceae. The transcript has a single exon. The coding region runs from base 382 to 999 and encodes 205 amino acids.
AAUGAGAAAAACAAGCCUGCACCACCUUAAUUCCUACUGUUAUUUGUAUGCACGUGUCAUAUUUCCUCAUCAACCAAACAGCAAAGUUUUAUCCAACUAAAUGAGAUCGGCCGUAAAAAACCACCACCGUGCUCAAUUGUGUGUCAAAUCUUCUGUUAGCAUAUUUUCUCGUUUACCAUUUCAAUGAAAAUAAUGACAAGCUUAUUGUUUUUUCAAAUGACUCCAACGACUUCGGUGGGUGUAGAAAUACUAGUUCUCUGGAUCUAAAAGGUUGAGACUUGGCUUAUCACGCGGUUUGUUUAUUCCAAGCUUCACUAUACACGGCACGGCUCAAUAUAUAGGAAGGUAAAGAAGAGAAGAGGAAGAACAAGCAGAAAAAAAAUGGAGGUUGUGCAGUUUCUCAUUCAAAUUACGCUGUUUUUGUGGUCUUUGAGCAAUGCAAUACCAGCAGUAGCCUCGCAGCCCAGUUUAGCUAAGCAAGGUUGUCAAAGAGAUUGUGGUAUGGAUACGAUACCUAUCCCAUAUCCUUUUGGAAUUGGAGCAGGUUGUUUCAUGAACGAAUGGUUCGAAAUAACCUGUGACAAUUCCACAAAUAAUUACCCUCGCAUACCCAUACCUCGCUUGAACCAUGCCAGUCUGAAACAACUUGAAGUGCUGAACUUAUCUAUGGAUGGCACACUAAGUGUCAGAAACCCGAUUACCUUCUUUAGUGAUUGCGGAAGGCCACUUGCAGAGCAAGCACCCAACUUGACAGGAAGCCCGUUCGUGUUCUCUAAAAGGAACAGGCUCGUUUCAGUGAGCUGUGGUGGAAAUACCUCGAUGAAGUUGAUGAAUGGCUCGACAGUUGGAUGGUGCUCGGCGACUUGUGGUGACAAGGGUGGUUUACUUGAUCAAGCUUAUGGGCCUAAUAACUGCAAUGGUAGUAACUGCUGCCAGAUCACCAUUCCCGGCAAUCUUACAAACUUCAACACUAGCUUUCAAGAAGUGAAUGAUCCUUGAAAGCGAGUGAUACCACCUCUGGAUCCGGAAGUUGCAAGUAUGCAUUCUUGAUAGACGAAGCAUGGACGUCUCCUGUUGUUGACCCAUAUAAUUGGUAGGCGUCCCUGCAGUGCUCGAAUGGAACUGGAGUCAAUUUACGAAAUCGGAUAUAUAUGGAACCUUUUGCGAUGCUAAUAAGUUCGAGCACGGUCUGCACAAGUAACAACACUUGCGUCUGCGCAAAAGGCCUUGAAGGAAACCCCUACGUCGUUGGUGGAUGUCAAGGUACAUGUCUAGCUAUCAUUUUAUUCAAACUUCAAAACGAUGUACAAACUUCUUUUCUUUUCUACUUUCUAGACAUCUAGGCUAUGUUUGGGCGUGGGAUUUCCAAGACCCAAGAGAUUAUUGAUGUCAAAUUAGUAAGAGAUGAACCUCAAAAUGUUAGAUACGAGGGAUUAGAAAUGCCCUUCAUAAUUAUUAUAAAAGCGUGGAUGAUGGAUUUCCUCCCUGUUAGGAUUUGCAAAUCCCUCUCACAUGCCUUU